Messenger RNA from Prosopis cineraria, 3287 nucleotides. Its product is annotated as probable WRKY transcription factor 2. The record is from RefSeq and is a predicted model, not a curated record. Gene Ontology annotation, biological process: regulation of DNA-templated transcription. The transcript is spliced from 5 exons. Gene Ontology annotation, molecular function: sequence-specific DNA binding; DNA-binding transcription factor activity. NCBI's taxonomy places the organism in Eukaryota, Viridiplantae, Streptophyta, Magnoliopsida, Fabales, Fabaceae. The coding region runs from base 1035 to 3188 and encodes 717 amino acids.
CCAUUACACAAUCAUCUCUCCUUUUCCCCUCCACCUUCCCCACAAAGUCCUUCUCGCUUUUGCUUUUAAUUAUUUAUUAAUAACAAUGCUAUAAAAAUAUUCAAUUUCUUUUUGUUACUAUUCUUCUUCCACAGCAUCAUCAUUUCAAUUUGGGAUGUAAAUUCAAAGACACAGAGACAUUCAGAGCCUUCACAGACAGACCCAGACUUGUGUUUUUUUCCUCAGGUUUCCUUCUGAAUUCAGAGGGAAGGGAAGAAACAAAGCAACAAUCAAUUUCUUGAUCUGGGUCGGGUCAGAGUCGGGUCUCUCGUGUUCCGGUCUGCUUCUGCCGCUGCCCUUCCUUGGUGGUAUUGUUUUCAUAAUCAUCCACUCUCUGGGUUUGUUUGUUUGUAUUUUGUCAUUAAUUUUAUGAAUUUAUUAAUUUUGGUUCCUUCUCUCUUACAUAAUUGGCCUCUUCAUUACAAUAUUGGGAAUUCUCUCUCUCUCUCUCUCUCUCUCCCUCCCUCCCCCACUCGUGUUAUCUUCCUCCUCCUUACUUGGGUGAUAAUCUCAAAUAAAUAUUGUUCAUCGACAUUUUGUGACUAGAGUAUGCUCCGUUUACUCCUUUCGUCGUAUUUCAGUUUUUUGUUUUACUUUUGUAAAACUGGAUGAUGCCCUCGGUUUGGUGCUGGUAGAUCUUAAAUUUUAGCUUUCUGGAAUAACUUUUUCUUUUCAUUGGAGCUGCAGAUUUUUAAAUUUAUGGUUGAAGCUGCCAAUCAUAUUCUUAUAUAUUACAUUUCGUUCUUACGAUCUUCAAUUAGCGGUAUAUUAAGAUUGUCUUUGGCUUCCUCAGCUACUGAUUUAACCAAAUUCAUUUCUGAUUUUAAACUCGCGCACAUGAACAGUUUUUAGUUUCGUUUUUUUAAUGGGUAAGGGCGAGGGAAUUCGAAUGUUAUUUUUUAUGCCUUAAUGAUAGCUUUCUCCAUUGUUGUAUCAUUCACGAGCCUAUCAGAAAUACGAUGUUGCAGUCUAGGCGGUCCUAAAUCGAGGUCUUCAUGGCUGGGAUUGAUGAUAAUGUUACUUUAAUUAGCGACUGGGGUCCUCCUACUCCGAGUCCGAGAACGUUUUUCUCUAAGAUGCUUGGUGAAGAUAAUCUUACAAGACAAAUCUCAGAGCCUCCUGGAAGUGGUAGUAGAACUGGGGAGUCCUUUCUGCGAAAUGAAGAGCUCAUUAUGACUGGAAAUUUCAACACAAGAGAUAGAGCACCACCACAAGAUGAUGCUUCUGGUGGCCAAUUAACUGACUCAACUUCUUUGUCUGACAAUAAGUCUAGCUCACGAGGAAACCUGGUUGAAAGGAUGGCUGCUAGAGCUGGAUUUAAUGCCCCAAGGUUGAAUACUGAAAGCAUUAGAUCAGCUGAUCCUACACUUAAUUUAGAUGCUCGAUCUGCUUACUUUACCAUACCGCCUGGCCUCAGUCCCACCUCACUUUUGGAGUCGCCGGUGUUCCUUUCUAAUUCGCUGGCACAACCGUCUCCAACCACCGGAAAGUUUCCAUUUAUUGCAAAUGGCAACUUCCGUGGCUCAGAACCAAACUCUGGUUCUCCUGAAAAAUCUAAAGAUAACGACUUUGAUGACAUCUAUGCAUCAUCGUUUGCUUUCAAGACUACAACAGAUUUGGGCUCUUUCUAUAAUGAUGCUUCUACAAAAAUUAAUCCAACCACGCUGCCAGAACAGUAUCUUACUGUGGAGGUUUCGGGCUCAGCUCCUGACUUUACUGACUCUCCGAGUCAAAAUGAUAAUAAAGCAUCCGUUGAGGAGCCAGCAGAUGAAGAAGGAGAUCAAAGAGGAAAUGGAGACUCCCCGGCUGCUGGUGCUGGGGGCACACCAUCUGAGGAUGGUUAUAACUGGAGAAAAUAUGGACAAAAACAUGUUAAAGGUAGUGAGUUUCCACGAAGUUACUACAAAUGCACGAAUACAAAUUGUCCGGUAAAGAAGAAAGUGGAAAGAUCUCACGAGGGCCACAUAACAGAAAUCAUCUACAAGGGAAAUCACAACCAUCCAAAACCUCCCACAAAUCGCAGAUCUGCAAUAGGGUCUGUCAACAACCCUCUCAGUGACAUGCAAGCAGACAUAUCCGAAAGUGCUGAACCACAGGGUGGGGGUGAUGGUGAACUGGGCUGGGCAAGCACACAAAAAGGGAAUAUAGCUAGAAAUAAUACUGAUUGGAAGUAUGAGAACCCUGAAGUGACCUCACCAGCAGCAGCAUCUGUAGGCCCUGAAUUCUGCAACCAGUCCACCAAUUUGCUGGGUCAGAAUGGUGCUCGAUUUGAAUCAGGAGACGCAGUGGAUGCCUCAUCUACUUUCUCUAACGAUGAGGAUGAUGAUGAUAGGGGUACUCAUGGCAGUGUAUCAGCAGGAUAUGAAGGAGAAGGAGAUGAAUCAGAGUCUAAAAGAAGAAAACUGGAAUCUUAUCCAAAUACGGCAGAAUUGAGUGGAGCCACGAGAGCUAUUCGGGAGCCUAGAGUAGUUGUUCAAACUACCAGCGAAGUAGAUAUUCUUGAUGAUGGAUAUCGUUGGCGAAAAUACGGACAAAAAGUUGUCAAAGGAAAUCCCAAUCCCAGGAGUUACUAUAAGUGCACCAAUGUUGGUUGCACAGUAAGGAAGCAUGUAGAGAGAGCAUCCCAUGACCUAAAAUCUGUGAUCACUACUUAUGAAGGAAAGCACAAUCACGAUGUUCCUGCAGCCCGCAAUAGCAAUCAAGGCAAUGCUGCAGCUUCUAGUGCUGCUGCUCAAGCAACUUCUGUUAUUCAUGGCCACAGGGCUGAAGCUCCACAGGUUCAUAACGGUAUUGGAAGGCUUGAUAGGCCUGCUUUGGGCCUGCGCUCGUUUAGCUUACCUGGGGCUGGGCCUGGUCCUGGGAGGCCACAGCUAGGGCAUGGGGGCUUUUCAUUUGGAAUUGGAAUGAACCAAUCAGGUUUCCCCAAUCUAGCAACUGUGGCAGCUUUGGGCCCGGCCCAUGCUAAACUUCCCAUUAUGCCUGUUCAUCCAUUCUUGCCACAUCAAUGUCCACCAAAUGAAAUGGGCUUUAUGUUGCCCAAAGGAGAGCCCAAUUUGGAUCCCAUUCCAGACCGCGGGGUUAGCAUACCCGCUGGUUCAUCAGUAUAUCAAGAUAUAAUGAGUCGGAUGCCACUUGGACCUCAUAUGUAAAAUUUUUCCUUAUUAUUUAAAUAGAAAAAAAACUAAUAUAUAGUAACAUAUAUGUGCUGGUGCUCACGUUGCAAAUUUAUUAAUUUGUGAUUCUACUAA